This is a messenger RNA of Gongylonema pulchrum, 471 nucleotides long. The record is from the annotation of a GenBank genome assembly. NCBI's taxonomy places the organism in Eukaryota, Metazoa, Nematoda, Chromadorea, Rhabditida, Gongylonematidae.
ACAGUUUGGUUGCAGUACGCGGAUGCAUUCAAAAAUGCAGAAGCUGCGAUGAGAGUACUGCUGGAAGUCUGCGGCAGCGCCAACUUCGAGACUAAAAAGGAUUGGAACAAAGUGUACGAGAAGAAUGCCGAACCGGUCUACGUAAAAAAAUUUGACAUUGGGAGAGUGUUCGCACUAAAGAUAAUUUACAACAUUAUGCUGCAAGACUUAUUUGACGAACAUUGGUACGACAUCACAACGACGCCGCAAUGGAACCCUAAUUUUGCUUACAUGGAAAGGAUAGAGUGCUUGACAUCGCACUGCGAUGUGCUCAAGUACGCAACACGCGAUAUCAUGUUUGUGAAAGGCCGUGAAUUCCUUGUCUGUCGACUCUAUCGGAAAAUUGGCACAAACAUCUAUGUAGCCGCAAGGAGUUUCGAAAUGGACGAAAUACCUGAAAGGAGGGGUAAAGUACGGUAUGGCAUCUCAUGA